This is a messenger RNA of Stylonychia lemnae, 753 nucleotides long. The record is from the annotation of a GenBank genome assembly. Lineage: Eukaryota; Ciliophora; Spirotrichea; Sporadotrichida; Oxytrichidae.
AUGGAUCCCAGCAAGAGUCCGCAGUCACUCCAAUCUUCUACAACAACGGCCUAACCUGACCUUAUUCUGUAUGGAGACUACGGAAGUCAGCCUACUAGAGCAGUCUUCUGCUUCCUCACGAUAAACAAGAUUCCCUUCACGUAUAAAGAGGUGUCUAUCCUUCACAGAGAUCAUUUGAAACCAGAAUACAGAAAGAUUCAUCCCAACGCAAAGAUUCCAGCCAUUACCGAUACUCUUAACAACAUUAAUUUGUUCGAGUCUCACGCCAUUUUAAAGUAUCUCCAUCUUACAAGAGCUACUCCUGAUCACUGGUAUCCUAAAGAUCCUGCUUUGAGAGCCAAAGUUGAUGAGUAUUUGGACUGGCAUCAUUCAAACCUAAGAAAAGGAGCUGAGGGUGUCUUCUUGACUAGCUACUUUCUACCCCUUACUUAGAAGCAAGUACCUCAUGACGAAGUAAUAAAUUCUAUGAACUAUUUGAAGGCUUCUCUCCAAACAAUUGAGACUUACUGGCUGAAGAAUCCUAACAAAAAGUACUUGAUAACAGAUGAAGUGACAUUGGCUGACCUUAGUGCUGCCUGUGAGUUAGCCUAGUUACUCCCCCUAGAAUCAUAAACAUUGAGAGAGUAUCCUAAAGUUAUGGCCUGGAUGAGCAGAAUGUGCUCCAUUCCUGAGGUCAAAGACCUCCAUUCCAAAAUAUUGCCCGUUAUCAAAAGAGUGUACAAGGAUAAUACCGAGUACAGAGCUAAAAUUUGA